AUCCCAAAUUCACCAAAUCCUCUUCAAUGGGUUCUGAUGGUCCUGCGGCCAUAAAGAGUACAGGGCGGAAACAAGAGAGAGAAGAUGGUGAUGAAUGUCAUCGUAGGUGAAGCACAGACUUCAAGCUACAAAAGGGUUCGAGGCCCAGAGAGUCCAGAAAGAGGGUCUAACCUCCCUGACCUUCAGUAUCUCUGUGGCGCUGAGUCUUUGUGAUAAAACUUAAAUAGCCUCCAAUUCCUCAUUUCUCACUGGACCGGUGACCCCCUGAGGUUAUCCACUUAACACUUACUAAAGAAUGUGCCUUAAGUCUCUGCGUGUGACCCCGUUACAUGAAGCGGCGUAGAGAACCGGGGCGCCCGGGAUUAGCAUUUAUUAUUUUGCAAGUGAAAAUCUCAUCUGGUUGUUUUCUUUCCAAUUGUCCCCCACAGCUCUGUACAAUGUAAAGCUGUAGUUUAGUUAAUAAUAUGAUUUAUUGUUUGUUUAUAUUGUCAUUAUUUACUUAUAUACUCUAAAAGUGUGUUGUCAGUUAGAUACAGGACUCCACAACUUGAUUAAAUUAUGUAAUCCUAAAAUAGGGCAAUAUAAUUCAUUUAUAUUGCUUUUGGAAUACUUUACUCCUUUCCAACCAACACAAUAUCCAUUAAAAAAGAUUAUUUUAGAUAAUCACCCCGUUCUUUAAAUAAAUUAUCACAGAAACUAUAUUAUUCUGUUCAUAUUUCCAGAGUUUUCUACAAUAAUUAGGGUAACAAAUGCCAAGGAGAAUAUUUGAUAGUUGAUGCUUUGUCAACAUUGAAGCAACAUUGAAUUGAAUUUAAUCAUUGUUGUAAUUUUUUUUUUAAUCUCUAAAUUAUUGAAGCCAGCGUGUAAAACGGUAACGUUAUCCUCCUAAUCUUAGUAUUUUUUCAUAGAGAUACAUAUUUUCCAAUACUGACAACUUUGUUCUUGAACAAAACUUUGCAUAUUGCUUCAUGAAUUGCGCGCAUGGAUCUAUUAUGCGAUGUCUCCACUAAUAACUCUGCUGUAACACUUGUUGAUGUGAGCUUUUUUUUCAUCCAUUUCAGAGUUUACAAAACUGAAUAUAAUCCCCCACCUCUCUCUGGGUUUCAACAAUAACCUUUCACCCACAUGAGGAGGGGGACUGGAUUAAGGCCAAAAGAAACUAAUGCUAUUGCGUGCUGCUCCCCUCGCUACUGCAUGGCUGUAAUUGUGGGGUUACAUGUAUUGUUCAGUGACCUCAGCUGAUAGAGAAGGUGCUGCUAAUAAACCUCGCAGGGUCCUAAAGGGUCACUCAAGUCUUGCGACAUAAUGGAGGAUCAGCCUUCGGUCCUUCUACCGUGACGCUCACACACACACACACACACACACACACAUGUUGACGUAGCCGUCUCCUGCCUGCGAUUAUCGUCCAAAUCUGCCUUGCCCUUGCCCACAUUCCUGAGUCGAUCCCACCGCUUUGUCAGCGGGUCGCUCCGAUUCGCUGCCACGAGCACACGGGACUCUGGCACCGAGAGGACCGCAGCGCGACCCGGGUUUACGAGGACGUCGAUCAGAAACCGCAACGGGACACCCAGGUUUAAUAGGACGUCGAUCAGAAGCUGCCUGAAGAGAGAUUUGACUAACUGAGGAAUCAGUUCACGUUAUUUCCAGUGGCCUGAGCAGAGCGGGCCGCUCUAAUGGCUGCAACAAAACCGACGAAAAAAGUCUGAGGAGGAAUCAAGCCAGGGGGAUUUGUUCCACUUGGAGUCGCCCUGAAAGGACUGCACCUUUAUUUUCUAUUUCAGACAUUAUAUAUAUAUAUAUAUUUUUAUAACCCUCCUGACCUUAACCCUCCUGUUACCUUAGGGUCAAUUUGACCCCAUUCAAUGUUUAACCCUCCUGUUACCUUCACAUUUACUAACAUAUUUUACCCUUGGGGUCAAUUUGACCCGAGCAAUUAAAACCUCCAGAAAAUUAUUAGAAUUAAUAUUGUUUUCCAAGUUUAAGUGUGAGGUACUUUAUGUUUGUUUGUUGACUACCUAAAUAGCCCUUUAAAUAUAUAAAAAAGUUGAUAUUUCUUAUAUGUUUGACACAGUGAAAAACAGCCUGGGGUCAAAUUGACCCCAAAGAACACCGACAUUAAACAUUGAAUGGGAUCAAAUUGACCCUAAAGGUAACAGGAGGGUUAAGGACAAACAGAUAUUAAAGCGGACGCCAGGAUAUAAAGAUGGACCCCUUUACGGAUAGUCCACGCAUGCGCUCCGACAGCAUGAGCAGUUCGCUGUCUCAGGGCUCGAGGUCCAAGGUGGUCCUCCGCCAGCGCCUGACCCGGCUGCUGACCUGCAUAGAGGACAUGAGAUCCGACGACGAAGCCAGCGAAGAAGUGUCCCGCACUCUGGACGAAGCGCUUCAUCUCUGCGGCCGCUUCGUUCCCACAGACGCAUUCAGGCUGCUCAUAGUGACCUGGAACGUGGCCACGGCGGAGCCCCCUGAAGACGUCACCUCGUUGCUGCAGCUGGAUGUCCAGCCCCCCACAGACCUCUAUGUGAUCGGCCUGCAGGACGUGAACGCCAGCCCCGUGAGGUUCAUCUCGGACCUGUUGGUGGAGGACGCCUGGAGCCACGUCUUCAUGGACACGCUGGGACCCAGAGGCUUCGUCAAGGUCACAUCGAUGAGGAUGCAGGGUUUGCUGCUGCUGUUUUUUGCCAAACAAUGUCAUCUCCCCUUCAUCAGAGACAUCCAGACCACCUACACUCGCACCGGCUUCUUCGGUUACUGGGGUAAUAAAGGAGGAGUGUCCGUCCGGUUUUCUUUCUACGGCCACAUGGUGUGUUUUCUCAACUGCCACCUCGCGGCUCACGUGAACUACGCUCUGCAGCGCGUUGAUGAGAUUGAGCACAUCCUGGAGACGCAAGACUUCGACAUCGCUGACACCCCACACGUCCGGGACCACAAGGUGGUGUUCUGGUUCGGAGACCUGAACUUCCGUAUUGCAGACCACGGCCUGCACUUCCUGCGGUCAUCCAUCAACGGUGGGCGUCUUCAUUUGCUGUGGAACAAAGACCAGCUCACCAUGAUGAAGAAGAAGGAAGCUUUCCUGCAGGAAUUUGACGAAGGGGAUUUGAACUUUAAACCCACCUACAAGUUUGACCGUAACUCUGACACCUACGAUACCAGCAGCCCGAAGACAUGGUUGGGUUUUACUGGCAAGAAGAGGAAACCGGCCUGGACCGAUCGGAUCCUCUGGCGCAUCAAACCCAAAACCCCGCCGUCGGAGGACGACGACGAGAAGGCGUCGGCUUCUCCCGACGGCGGUCUGGAUGAGUAUCCGCUCCUGGUCAGUCAGGACAAGUACACCAGUGACAUGAGCUACGGGGUCAGCGACCACAAGCCUGUCAUUGCGGCCUUCAGUCUGGAGGUGAGGAAGUGCUUUGACACCCCGCUGGUCCACGUGUCUCCUCUGGGUGCGUGGAGCGCCGACCAGGAUGCACUUCUUAACUACACCGUCCAGGAGGACUUCAUGUCCUCCACGUGGGAUUGGAUCGGCCUGUACAAGGUGGGAUUCAAGAACGCCUUCGAUUAUGAAACCUUUGUUUGGGUCCGAGAGGAAGAGUUGCCGGAGAUCAAUGAAGUCAUUCAGCUGCCUGUUGAUAAGGACGAGAUCCCACUGCUGGGGGGACUUUAUGUUUUGAUUUAUUACAGCACAAACAUGCAGAGCAUCAUCGGCCUCAGUGAAAACUUCCAGAUCCUGGAGUCAAAGCGUGCCGUCAUGGAAGGUCUCGUUCCUGAAAAAAUCAAUGGGCUCAACAAAUAAGAAGAAAUUUAACACAGUUGCCAAAUCAUAUUCCUCUCCCCUGGAAAUGUACACAGAAUCUAUUGUGUGUCCUUUAAAUGCCUCCAAGAUCCACUAAUCAUGUACUGGAUCAGCUGAUUGAGUCAGUAAAUAAUGGCCUCCACACUGUUGUUUCCAUCUUUGCCUUGAAGGAGUUCACUUUUAAUCAGAUUCACUCCUGCUGGAGCACUUUCUCCACAAAUAAGAUUCAACGCUGCAACAAGUAGCCGUCCGGCUUAUCCACGGGGCCUUUUUCUGCCUGUUAGAGCAACAACAACAAAAAGGAAUAAUGAAAGUUUUGUUUGUAAUUGUAGUGGAUUACACACUGCAGGUCAAUAAAGUCCUUGGUCAAAUUAUA
Messenger RNA from Pseudoliparis swirei, 4166 nucleotides. RefSeq names its product inositol polyphosphate-5-phosphatase Kb (gene inpp5kb). The transcript is spliced from 13 exons. Gene Ontology annotation, biological process: negative regulation of peptidyl-serine phosphorylation; negative regulation of phosphatidylinositol 3-kinase/protein kinase B signal transduction; negative regulation of glycogen biosynthetic process. The coding region runs from base 2204 to 3790 and encodes 528 amino acids. NCBI's taxonomy places the organism in Eukaryota, Metazoa, Chordata, Actinopteri, Perciformes, Liparidae. Gene Ontology annotation, molecular function: phosphatidylinositol-4,5-bisphosphate 5-phosphatase activity; phosphatidylinositol-3,4,5-trisphosphate 5-phosphatase activity; inositol bisphosphate phosphatase activity. The record is from RefSeq and is a predicted model, not a curated record. Gene Ontology annotation, cellular component: endoplasmic reticulum; cytoplasm; plasma membrane.